Rhea pennata is the source of this 781-nucleotide messenger RNA. The record is from the annotation of a RefSeq genome assembly. Lineage: Eukaryota; Metazoa; Chordata; Aves; Rheiformes; Rheidae.
AUGGCACACCAAGCUCACUCCUAUCACUUAGUAGACCCCAGCCCAUGACCAAUUUUUGGCGCUGCUGCCGCUCUUCUAACGACCUCCGGACUAAUCAUAUGAUUCCACUACAGCUCGAUGCAUCUCCUAACCCUAGGCCUACUAUCCAUACUAUUAGUAAUACUACAAUGAUGACGAGAUAUUGUACGAGAAAGCACCUUCCAAGGACACCACACUCCCACAGUCCAAAAAGGCCUACGAUACGGGAUAAUCCUAUUCAUCACAUCCGAAGCAUUCUUCUUCCUAGGUUUCUUCUGAGCCUUCUUUCACUCAAGCUUAGCCCCUACCCCCGAACUAGGCGGACUAUGACCCCCUACAGGAAUCAAGCCCCUCAAUCCCCUAGAAGUACCCCUCCUUAAUACCGCAAUCCUCCUCGCCUCCGGAGUCACCGUAACAUGAGCCCACCACAGCAUCACUGAAGGAAACCGAAAGCAGGCGAUCCACGCACUAUCCCUAACAAUCCUACUAGGCUUCUACUUCACUGCCCUCCAAGCUAUAGAAUACCACGAAGCUUCAUUCUCAAUUGCCGAUGGCGUCUAUGGUUCUACAUUCUUUGUAGCCACAGGGUUCCAUGGACUGCACGUUAUCAUCGGAUCCUCCUUCCUCACCGUCUGCCUUCUACGACUUAUUAAAUUCCACUUCACAUCAGGACACCACUUUGGAUUUGAAGCAGCAGCCUGAUACUGACACUUCGUAGACGUCAUCUGAUUAUUCCUCUACAUAACCAUCUACUGAUGAGGAU